AAGGAAAUGAAUGAAUGAAUGAAACAAUGCACAGCACAUUGUUUUCUCUUUCUUCUUUCUCUAUCCGAAAAAGAGGAUGAUUCACCCAUUCUCUGCAACUUCCCUCACCCACAUUCAUAUUCCAUGCAAUUUCACCUCUUUUCUCUAACCCCAUCUUCAAAAAUCUAAUCUUUUUCUCUUCCAUUGCUUAUUUUCUCUGCUAAAGUCAAAAGUUUUCACCUUAGCUUGAACUUGAAGAGAUUUUAUUAUUACUAUAAUAAUUACAUUAAAAUAUGGCUAUGGCUAUGGCUGCUUGGAGUCUUGGACCUCAAUUCAGUGCUGUUGAUAGCACCAACAGCUUUAGACCUUUGGAAAGGACAAUUUGUAUUGCUCCUUCAUUGAAGACUUCUUCUGGGUUUGUUGCAACUACUGCUACUAAGCUAUCAUGCAUUAUUCACAGUAGAAGAUUGUCAUCUUCCGGAACUACAAUUAUACCCCGAGCAGCACCUGUUACUGAUGUGGAGGAUGGAAACCAAGGCAUCACUGAUACCGUUCCAACUCCAAUAGUUAUAAUUGAUCAAGACUCUGAUCCAGAUUCAACCGUGGUCGAGAUAACUUUCGGUGAUCGGCUUGGGGCUCUUCUUGAUACGAUGAAUGCACUAAAAAACUUGGGUCUCAAUGUUGUUAAGGCAAAUGUCUUUCUUGAUUCCUCCGGCAAGCACAACAAAUUUUCGAUAACAAAAGCUGAUACUGGCAGAAAAGUAGAAGAUCCGGAGUUGUUAGAGCAAAUUCGUUUGACAAUUAUAAAUAAUCUAAUUCAAUAUCACCCGGAAUCAAGUUCCCAAUUGGCAAUGGGAGCAGCUUUUGGACUUUUACCUCCAAAAGAGCAGGUUGAUGUGGACAUAGCAACCCACAUAAACGUUUCCGACGAUGGUCCAAAUCGAAGUUUGUUAUAUGUUGAGACAGCUGAUCGGCCGGGAUUACUGGUUGAUCUUGUAAAGAUUAUUACUGACAUAAACAUUGAUGUUGAAUCUGGAGAAUUUGAUACUGAGGGUCUCUUGGCUAAGGCAAAGUUUCAUGUUAGCUACCAAGGCAAAGCAAUUAUCAGGCCUCUCCAACUGGUUCUUGCUAACAGCUUGAGAUAUUUCUUAAGGCGUCCAUCAACUGAGGAAUCCAGUUUUUAAUGGUAUCUCUUGGUACAAAAAUACAGAACAAUGUAUUUUCCCUUUGGAAUACAUGGUCACCAUGGAAUUGUAUAAUGCUUUGCAUUCUUUUACUUUGGUCAUUUAAUGGAGAAUGUAGUUAAAAAAAAAGCCUUAAAACAUAAAAUUGUUUCACAUGGAUAGGAUUGUAAAUUACUACUGCCUAUUUUAUUAUUAUUAUUAUUAUUAUUAUUAUUA
Arachis duranensis is the source of this 1379-nucleotide messenger RNA. Its product is annotated as ACT domain-containing protein ACR11. The record is from RefSeq and is a predicted model, not a curated record. Gene Ontology annotation, cellular component: chloroplast thylakoid membrane; chloroplast stroma. The coding region runs from base 273 to 1163 and encodes 296 amino acids. The transcript is spliced from 10 exons. NCBI's taxonomy places the organism in Eukaryota, Viridiplantae, Streptophyta, Magnoliopsida, Fabales, Fabaceae.